Molecule: messenger RNA, 1804 nt
Organism: Hyla sarda
Lineage: Eukaryota; Metazoa; Chordata; Amphibia; Anura; Hylidae
Gene: IMPACT
Product: impact RWD domain protein
Exons: 11
Coding region: 104-1069 (321 amino acids)
Biological process (GO): regulation of translational initiation
Cellular component (GO): cytoplasm
Molecular function (GO): protein binding
Source: RefSeq, a predicted model, not a curated record
GUAUUUACUCACUCCUAACACUACAAACUAAAACCUAGAGACCAGCGCCUCCUAGUGGUGAAUCCCCGCACUGCUGCAGCUCAUUCACAGGAAGCUAAGCUCCAUGGCUGACACGGAAGAGGAAAACUUACAGAGCCAAAUUGAUGAAAUUGAAGCCCUCUCUUCUAUCUAUGGGGAUGACUGGUGUGUAAUAGAUGAAGCUGCAAGAAUAUUUUGUAUAAAAGUCUCCAACUGUUUGGAUCAUCCCGAGUGGACACUUUGCUUACAGGUGAUACUACCUCCUGAAUACCCAGCUGCAGCACCUCCUCUCUACCAACUAAAUGCUCCAUGGCUUCGGGGGGAAGAUCGUAUGACAAUAUCAAAUAUUCUAGAGGAAAUUUAUUUGCAAAAUCUUGGUGAGAACAUCCUUUACCAAUGGGUGGAAAAGAUUAGAGAAUUUCUAGAAGAUAAAUCCAAAACAUCAUCUCCAGCCCCGAGUUCAAAAGCUACGACAGAAGAAACUGAGGCGGACGAUGACAAUAUUGCUUCCAGCUCUGAAUUAUUGAGUGACUUGUUAACAUGUUCAGUUAUUGAUGGAGCUUUUGAUUCUUUAGAAGGUUUUGGUAAAGAGAUUCCCUCAGUUGUCCAUGGAGAACCGAUUAGUGACAGGAGGAGUACAUUUCAGGCACAUUUAGCGCCAGUGAAUAAUCCAGGCCAGGUAAAAGAAGUACUGAACAACUUGUAUGAGAACAAGAAAAUUGCUAGUGCGACUCAUAACAUAUAUGCUUACAGGAUAUAUUCUAAAAAGACAAACUCAUUUAUACAAGACUGUGAGGAUGAUGGGGAAACAGCAGCUGGUAAAAGACUUCUUCAUCUUAUGCAGAUUUUGGAUGCCAGAGAUGUAAUGGUGGUUGUGUCACGAUGGUAUGGAGGUAUUCUUCUUGGGCCUGAUCGCUUUAAACAUAUCAAUAACUGUGCACGAAAUAUACUGGUAGAGCAUCACUACACAAAUUCUGCAGAAGAUUCUGGAAAGCAUGCUGGAAAGAACAAAAGUCAUACUAAAGACAAUAAGAAGAGAAUAGAACAUUAAUCUACCAUAGGAAAUAAUAAAGGAAAAUGUCCAAAUGUUUUAUUACUUGAUGCAGAUACCUUCUUCUUCAGAGGUUUAUUUGUUAAACAGAUUUGUAAGCUAUUUGAUAGCUAUCACACCCCCUCCCGUAGGCUUGCAUUGCGGGGCAGAGCGUGACAUCACACGCCGGCGCAAGCGUGAUGUCACACGCCGCCCUGUAGUCGCCCGUAAUCAGACCCGGAGCGAACACACUCCGGGGACUGAUUACAAACGGGGUGCCGCGUGCAUGAUCCCGGGGGUCCCCAGCAGCGGGACUCCCGCGAUCAGGCAUCUUAUCCCCUAUCCUUUGGAUAUGGGAUAAGAUGUUUAAGCACCGGAGAACCCCUUUAAAAGAAAAAUGCCAUCAGAAAAGGACCUAUGUCAUUUUUAAGAUUUUUUUUUUUUUUUAAUGUUUUUUCUAAUUUUCUAUGGUCUGUCUAUCUAUCAACACUGGAUGCACCAUUCACAAUGGGGGGUGGCCACAGCCCAUCUCCUACCCCUGCACUGGUUACAGAGCAUGCCUAAAAAACUCUCCCUUAGAGACCCCUCCAGUUUAACCCCUUAAGGACACACCUCAUUUUAGACUUCAAGCAUACCUGUCAUAGUGCAAUUUUUUUAAAAUGUGUAUAGGACCUAUAUAUACAGAGCAAAUAGCAUUUAUCUGUUGCUCACUAAGGGUGCGUUCCCACCUGGCAUAUACGCAGUGCAAAAUUUAUG